GGCUAGCCGGUGGAGGACGGAGGUGGAUGGGGCAUGGCACGUCGCGCUCCCGACCCCGGAUCCAGCCAGCCAGCCUCUAUCCAUCCGUCCGUCCGGGUCUGGCCCAUCUCGCCUGCACCACCACGGCAAUCAAUCAAUCAGUCAGUCCACCUCCACUCCACUCCACCAGCCAGUCACUCACUCAGCUGCACCAGCUAGUGCACCGGGGCGAGCCUCGCUUUCACGGAGCACUGCCCGCCGCCGCGCGCUAGCCAGCCAGCCAGCCAGCCAGAGAAAGAACCGGAGGGAGGCAGGCCAUGGCGACGCCGGAGCACGCGCGCGGGGGCCGGGGCAACGCGACGGCCACCGCCAUCGCGACCAACCGGUGGGGGCCCUACUCGGGCGCGGGCGACUUCGCGGGCAACAUGGCCAUCAUCCUCGCCUCCCUGCUCGCCGCGCUCGCGCUCGCCCUCGCGCUCCACGCCGGCGUCAGGUGCCUGCUCCGCCGCCGCCGGCAACGGCAGCGGCAGGGGCAGGGGGUCGACGGUGUGGAGGACCCGGAGAAGCCGGCGCCGCCGCCCCCGCUGCCGCCGCUGCUGGUGUACUCGGCGUCCGGGACGCGGCUGGCGGGCGCGGCGGCGCACGAGUGCGCCAUCUGCCUGGCCGAGUUCGCGGACGGCGACGCCGUGCGCGCCAUGCCGGCGUGCGGCCACGGCUUCCACGCGCGCUGCAUCGAGCGGUGGCUCGCCGUGCCCGCCUCCGCCGCCCGCCGCCCCUCCUGCCCGACAUGCCGCGCGCCGCCCUGACGCGCGCGCGGGAGACACCCCCUUGUGGCGUUGCCAAGCGCUCUGCCUCUGCUUCGCUCCCUCUGGAAUUGGAUUGGUGCCUCCCGAGUUCUUCUCUUUUUCUUUUUUCCAGUCUAUUCCGCGUGUAAA
Messenger RNA from Triticum dicoccoides, 914 nucleotides. Its product is annotated as RING-H2 finger protein ATL79-like. The record is from RefSeq and is a predicted model, not a curated record. NCBI's taxonomy places the organism in Eukaryota, Viridiplantae, Streptophyta, Magnoliopsida, Poales, Poaceae. The transcript has a single exon. Bases 297 to 785 code for a protein of 162 amino acids.